Molecule: messenger RNA, 918 nt
Organism: Maudiozyma saulgeensis
Lineage: Eukaryota; Fungi; Ascomycota; Saccharomycetes; Saccharomycetales; Saccharomycetaceae
Source: the annotation of a GenBank genome assembly
AUGAGUGGGAAAAAUGAUAUAAACAUCAGUAAUAAGAUGAAGAGGCAAGAACUCUUUGCAGAGAUCAAAGAUCAAAAAAAUAAAGAACGUCAUACAAUGAGAAGACAACGUGCAAAAGAGGAAAGAGAAAAUCCUGAAUUAAAAGAAAAAAGAUUAAAAGAAAAUGUUACUAAGACGAUAGAUAAUAUGAGAGUUUAUGAUGAAACUAUAGCGAAUAAAGAUAAUAAUAUUGAAGGUGAAGAAAUUGAAGUUGAUGAUGAAAAUGAUUUAAUGAGAUUUUUUAAUACAAGUCAUAGAGAUCAUCCGCCAAAGAUUUUUUUAACAACAAAUGUCAAUGCUAAGAAAGCUGCAUAUGAAUUUGCCAAUGUAUUAAUUGAAAUCUUACCAAAUGUUCAAUUCGUUAAACGUAAAUUUGGUUUUAAAUUAAAAGAAAUUGCUGAUAUGUGUAAUAAACGUAAUUUUACUGAUAUGGUAAUAAUCAAUGAAGAUAAAAAAAAAGUUACCGGUUUAACAUUUAUGCAUUUACCAGAAGGUCCAACAUUUUAUUUUAAGAUAAGUUCAUAUGUUGAAGUAUUAAAAAUUGCAGGUCAUGGUAGACCAACAAGUCAUAUACCUGAAUUAGUAUUAAAUAAUUUUCAAACAAAAUUAGGUAAGACAGUUGGUCAAUUAUUUCAAUCUAUAUUCCCACAAAAUCCAGAUUUUGAAGGUCGUCAAGUAAUUACAUUGCAUAAUCAAAGAGAUUAUAUUUUCUUCCGUAGGCAUCGUUACGUCUUUAGAGACGAAGAGAAAGUUGGUUUACAAGAAUUAGGUCCACAAUUUACAAUGAAAUUAAAAAGAUUACAAAGAGGACUCAGAGAAGAAACAGAAUGGGAACACACUCCAGAUAUGGACAAAGACAAAAAGAAAUUCUAUUUGUAG